Messenger RNA from Hyla sarda, 5323 nucleotides. RefSeq names its product family with sequence similarity 120A (gene FAM120A). The transcript has 17 exons. NCBI's taxonomy places the organism in Eukaryota, Metazoa, Chordata, Amphibia, Anura, Hylidae. The coding region runs from base 458 to 3595 and encodes 1045 amino acids. The record is from RefSeq and is a predicted model, not a curated record. Gene Ontology annotation, cellular component: nucleus.
UACAUGUCGGGUGUUCUCAGGGCGGCAGUGACAGGUGACAUGGUCUCCGGUGACAGCUUCGGGUGAGCUCCCGGCCGGUAGUGACAGUGUCGGGUUACAUGUCGGGUGUUCUCAGGGCGGCAGUGACAGGUGACAUGGUGUCCGGUGACAGUUUCGGGUGAGCUCCCGGCCGGUAGUGACAGCGUCGGGUGUUCUCAGGGCGGCAGUGACAGCGGUGUUAGCGGGGCCCGGCUCCUCCCGUUCCGGUUUCCUGUGCCCCCUCCUCUCCCGCACACAUCCCCGGACAUGGCUCUGUGAGACAGCACAUGGCGGCCGCGGCCAUGCAGAGCCCCCCCAAACCAUCCAACACCCCCCCGCUAUUCCUCCUCCGCCACUAGACACCCGACACUACGCCCGACUCACCCGCCCAUCCCACCACCAACAACCACGACAAGAAGCAGCAGCAGGCGGCGGCAUCAUGGGGGUGCACGGCUUCCAGGACUACAUCGAGAAGCGCUGCCCGGGCGCGGUAGUCCCGGUGGAGCUGCAGAAGCUGGCCCGGGGUAGCUUAGUGGGGGGCGGCCGACAGAGACCCCCCCAGACCCCGCUCCGCCUGCUCAUCGACGCCGAGAACUGCCUGCACCGACUGUACGGCGGCUUCUACACGGACUGGGUGAGCGGAGGCCAAUGGAACCACAUGCUGGGCUACCUGGCGGCCCUGGCCAAGGCCUGCUACGCCGGCAACAUCGAGCUCUUCGUCUUCUUCAACGGCGCCCUGGACAAGGCCCGGCUCCAUGAGUGGGUGAAGCGGCAGAGCAACGAGAGGCAGACCGGGCAGCAGAUCAUCAGCCACGUCCAGAACAAGGGCACCCCGCCCCCCAAAGUCUGGUUCCUGCCCCCCGUCUGCAUGGCCCAUUGCAUCCGCCUGGCCCUUGUCCGCUUCCACAUCAAGGUCGCGCAGAGCAUUGAAGACCAUCACCAAGAAGUUAUUAGUUUCUGCCGAGAAAAUGGUUUCCAUGGCCUUGUUGCCUAUGAUUCAGACUACGCUCUGUGCAACAUCCCUUAUUACUUCAGUGCCCAUGCGCUAAAGCUGAGUCGCAAUGGGAAAAGUAUCACAACCAGCCAGUAUCUGAUGCACGAGGUGGCCAAACAACUGGACCUCAACCCCAACCGCUUUCCCAUAUUUGCUGCUCUUCUAGGUAAUCACAUCUUACCAGAUGAAGAUUUAGCUGCUUUCCAUUGGAGCUUACUUGGGCCAGAUCAUCCAUUGGCUUCAUUAAAAGUCCGUGCCCACCAGCUUGUGUUACCCCCGUGUGAUGUUGUUAUCAAAGCGGUUGCCGACUAUGUGCGUAAUAUUAAGGAUACAAAUGAUCUGGACUCCAUUUCUGCCGAUGUUUUCCAGCAUUCACAGUCAAGAACAGAUGACAAAGUCUCCCGCUUCAAGAGAGCAGUCGCCUACUACAGAGCCACCAACAAGCCCUUGCCAUAUCCAGCAGCUCUUUACCCUGGAAGACCAAAUAGAGGCCCUGGAAUGAUGCAGGGACAUCCCAUGCCCAUCCCAUGUGGGGCUCCCAAUAAAGGUCCAUAUUUGUACAACUUCUCUGAAUCCGCCGCAGCCGUCAGUCCAACAAACAAGAGUGUGUCUGAACAGAACAGUUACAGUAACAUUCCUCAUGAAGGCAAACACACCCCCCUGUACGAGCGAUCUUCUCCUAUCAACCCAGCGCAGAGUGGGAGCCCAAACCAUGUAGACUCUGCGUACUUCCCACCAUCAUCUGCUUCAUCCUCAUCCGAUAAUGAUGAUGGCAACGGAGGAGCCACCAACCACAUCAGCGGGACCAAACCUGACUGGGACAAAAAGAGUAAAUCACCUGGCAAAACAAAGAAGGAUACCCCAGACCAAGCCAAGACUGAAAAUCCCUCUCCAGCCCCAUCAGGAUCUAAGGCCACAGACAAGAAAGGCAACCAAGGGGGUCUGCAGAUACCCUGUCUUCUCUCCAUGCCCACCAGGAACCACAUGGAUAUCACAACUCCUCCACUGCCUCCUGUAGCACCUGAAGUAUUGAGAGUAGCAGAACAUCGUCACAAGAAAGGGUUAAUGUACCCUUACAUCUUUCACAUCCUGACAAAGGGAGAAAUAAAAAUUCCAGUUACAAUUGAAGAUGAAGCAAACAAGGACCUCCCCCCUGCCGCAAUUCUUUACCGACCAGUGCGCCAGUACGUCUACGGAGUCCUCUUCAGUCUGGCAGAGAACAGGAAGAAAACUGAGCGUCUGGCAUUUAGAAAGAACAGAAUGCCUCCAGAAUAUUACCCAGUCAUUAUUAAGGAGUGGGCCGCCUACAAGGGAAAAUCCCCACAGACCCCAGAACUCGUGGAAGCCCUUGCUUUCAGGGAAUGGACUUGCCCUAAUCUGAAGAAACUUUGGUUGGGGAAAGCAGUGGAAGACAAGAACCGGAGGAUGAGAGCUUUUCUGGCAUGUAUGAGAUCUGACACACCAGCCAUGCUUAAUCCCGCCAAUGUGCCCACUCACCUCAUGGUGCUGUGCUGUGUUUUACGGUAUAUGGUGCAGUGGCCUGGCAUCAGAAUACUUCGCCGCCAGGAACUUGAUGCCUUCCUCACCCAAGCACUGUCCCCAAAACUCUAUGAGCCUGAUCAGCUUCAAGAACUCAAGAUUGAUAACCUGGACCCCAGAGGGAUUCAGCUGUCUGCACUGUUCAUGAGCGGAGUGGACAUGGCUCUCCUGGCCAAUGACGCCUGUGGACAGCCCAUUCCUUGGGAGCACUGCUGUCCAUGGAUGUAUUUCGAUGGGAAAUUGUUUCAAAGCAAACUCAUAAAAGCCACCAGGGAGAAGGCCUCACUUAUUGACCUCUGUGAUGGUCAGGCAGAACAAGCUGCCAAGGUGGAUAAGAUGAGACAAAGCAUCCUGGAAGGUUUGCACUUUGCCAGGCAGAACCACCCACUGCCCUUCCCACCACCACCUGCCAUGCCUUUCUACCCUGCUGCUAUGUAUCCACGACCUUUUGGACCAAUGCCUCCACCUCCGGGCAGAGGAAGAGGAUUCUCUGGAGUCCAGCCCAUUCCUUCUCAGGGAGGGAAGCUUGAAAUAGCUGGGACAGUGGUUGGCCAAUGGGCAGGAACAAGACGUGGCCGAGGCAGAGGACCAUUUCCACUGCAGGUGGUUUCUGUUGGUGGACCAAAUAGAGGACGCCCCAGAGGAGUUAUAUCGACUCCAGUUAUAAGAACAUUUGGAAGAGGGGGCAAAUAUUAUGGAAGAGGAGGAUACAAGAAUCAAGGGCCAUCUCAGACCAAGCCGGCAUAUGCCACUUCUGCAGCCGAAGUGGCCAAAGAGCUUAAGACGCAAUCCGAAGACUCCAAAUCAUCUGCUGUGUCUUCAGAUGGAUCUCUGACUGAGAACGGAGUGGCAAAUGAGGAAACACAAGCUUCCCAGCUAAAUGGGGGCUCAGGAGAAGUCCGGCCUUCUAAUCACUCUGAAAGUGCCUUAAGCAGUGACUCUAAACAGUGCAAUACGAAUCCUCACUUAAAUGCAGUAGCUCCAGACAGCGGCCGCCGCGAAGACGAGACUCUCGAGGCGGCUGUCUUACAAAAAGAAGAGUAAACUUAUUUUUCUAGAGGGUGAAGGAUGUUAGACAGUUCAGGGUUAGGAAUAUCUGGAAAGAUGGAGAGCCUACAGUUAUGUACAUUUUUUCCUUUCCGUAAGCGAAAAAUGAGGAUUUGGAAAUUCGGAUCCCUCUUCUGAUGUCAGGCUAAAAAAAAUAAAUAAAAAAAGAGAAAAGAUUUUAUUUUACUUUUUAACCAGUUUGUAGUCAAAAUGCUACUGGGAUAAAUCACAGCUGAAUAAAAAGAGCAUUUGACUCCCAUAGUUAAAGAAACAUACACAGAGAUGAAACUGGUUAUAACAACAACAAGAAAGACAAAAAUAAAACCGCUUGUUCUGUUUCUUGCGAUACCAGAACACAAAUUUUUGGCAGUUUUUUUCAGUAUAUAUAUAUAGCUUAAAUAUAAUUUGUAGUAUCUGGCACCAUAUGUAUGCCAUUAUAUUUGAUUUUACAUUACUGUGUCACAAGAUAAAAAGAAAAAAAAAAUCUGAAACUUUGGUUUCCGGAUUAUGAUACUGAAAUAUGGCACAAGCAUUUUUUUUUUCCUUUUCAUUCUUUAUUAUUUCAUCGCUGUUGACGUGGUUUUUUUCUUUUUUCUACUAAAGACGUGCAACUUAUUGGAACACAAAAAAAAUAGUGUAACCUUUGCAGAUUUUUGCUGAUAUUUUAAAUACUCAUUACUCAUACUAUUCAAGCAAGUUAGAAAAUCAUAGGGGAAAAAAAAACUGACCUUUUUUCUGUUUUUUUAUUUUUUAUUUUUGUUGUUUUUUUUUUCUCUGAACCGAGAAAAACGGGCGUUCUCAAAGUUUCCGUGAUACUGUUAUACCAUGCAUCCGUGAUCAAUGAAGUUGUGUGGUUUUUGAAUCAGAUGUAGACCAUUAGUGCUACUAUUGACCGCAUGGUUCAUCAUUUUAAGGUGUGUAGUUAAUAUUAUGCAUGUUCUUGUCCUAUUUCUACCAUUCUUACAAGUUCUGUGCCCAUCUGCAAAACAAGAAAAAAAAAAACUAAUAAUCAGUAAUAGUUCUAUGAAAGAUGUUACUUAUGUUUAGUCAUUGACUGAUCUCUCUCUAACCUUUAAAAAAAAUUUUGUGAUUAUUGACCUCUGUUGCAUUUAUCCUAAAAACAAAAAAAAAAAUUAUCUAGCCGUUUAAAUAUCAACGUUUCCCUGGUGUAUCCAUUGCUGUAUUGCAUUAUUGUUCUUUGUUGCUGUUUUCACAUUAGAAACUAUGAAUUCUGUGAUAAAAAAAAAUCAUAAAGUGCUUUGAUCUUUAAUCCUCCCCACCCCCCCACUUCUUUAGCAGGACAGGUUUGCUGGUUCCUGGAGUCUCUUCUCUUUCAGGAAUGUAGCGCUUUCCUUCCGAAAAGUACACCUGUAUCAUUUUGAUGUUUUUGUUAGUGUUUCCAAAAACUUUUAAAUGUACUUUUUUGGAAAAAAAAAAUCCAAAAUCAUUUCUUUCUCUUCGUUUUCAUAUAAUUCUCCUGAUGCUCUUCAUCACUCAUUAGUGAUCAGAAAUGAGGUGUAACUCCCCCAUUCCUUGCCCGCAAGAGCUGAGUAGGUAUUUUUAAAUGUGUAAGUUGAAAGGAGUUUUGCCCCCACUCAUGGACUGUGCAAGAAUGAACUACUGUUGGCUUUGACUGGAAGUCGGUGGAUUGUGGUGCGUUAUGUUUGAAGGCUAUUGAAUGCAACUUACAAUGCUUAAUAAAAAUCUUUAUUCUUUUAGUAUAAA